Messenger RNA from Oncorhynchus gorbuscha (pink salmon), 5439 nucleotides. RefSeq names its product protein sprouty homolog 4-like. Lineage: Eukaryota; Metazoa; Chordata; Actinopteri; Salmoniformes; Salmonidae. Gene Ontology annotation, biological process: negative regulation of fibroblast growth factor receptor signaling pathway; negative regulation of MAP kinase activity; animal organ development. The transcript is spliced from 2 exons. The record is from RefSeq and is a predicted model, not a curated record. Gene Ontology annotation, cellular component: cytosol; membrane. The coding region runs from base 194 to 1153 and encodes 319 amino acids.
CAUCGUAUCAAAAAGACCGUGUCCUCACUGCAGUAAGCAUCGAGUGGAUAGUGUUCAAUAAUUUUUGGACUUAGUGUUUUUUCUUUACUUGGGAGAAAUAUCUUUGGAAUAUACAUGCAGUCUUCGAGCUCAACGGAGAAAUGCGCUGCUAGUCUGGAAAAGACUGCUAGAUGUUGAGCUCUCUGUUUUCUGUAUGAGGGACACAACCACACAGAUGGAGUCGAGGGUUCCCCACCACAUCCCUGGAGUGUCUUCCUCCAUUAUAUCCCAGCCAUUGCGUAUGGUUCCGUAUGGAAGGCUACAGCACCCGCUCACCAUCUUCCCAAUCGACCAGAUGAAGUCCUCUCAUGUGGAAAAUGACUAUAUUGACAGUCCCGCUGUGGUCUCCCAGCAACCCCUCAACCAGAAGGCUGUCAACAGGGUGCCCCACGAGGCACUGCUAGGGGCCCCCCACCUCCCCCAACUGGCGCGCUGCAACCCUCACAACGCCACCACACACCCCUGGAUAACCUUCAGCGGGCGGCCCAGCUCCAUCAGCAGCAGCAGCAGCACCUCGUCAGAGCAGAGGCUGCUGGACCACGCAGCCCCCACCCCUGUGGUGGACCACAACUCCACGGUAGUCACCACCAGGACCCCCUGCUGCGGGCCCAAGGUGCUCACCUCAAAGCCCCUGGAUCUAAAAACUGCUGCCCUGGGGGCUGCAACGGUUGACAAGAAGCACAUGUUGCUGUGUGAGAUUUGUGGGAAGUGCCGCUGUACGGAGUGCACCCUGCCCCGGACCCUGCCCUCGUGCUGGGUGUGUAACCAGGAGUGCCUGUGCUCAGUGCAGAGCCUGGUGGACUCAGCCACCUGCAUGUGCCUGGUCAAGGCCAUUUUCUACCACUGCACAGAGGAUGAGGAUGAUGAGGGAUCUUGCGCCGACCGCCCGUGCUCCUGCCACCAGUCUAACUGCUGUGCGCGCUGGUCCUUCAUGGCAGCCAUGUCCCUGGUGCUGCCCUGUCUGGUGUGCUACCUGCCCACCAUGGGCUGUGUCAAACUGUCGCAGAAGUGCUAUGACAAAACCAGCCGUCCGGGCUGCCGCUGCAAGAACUUCCAGCAGGCCUGUAAGAGCAUGGAGGCCAAGGCUGCAGACCAAGAGAAACAGGCCUCAUGAUAGUCAUUGGCUGUUGCCUUAUCAAUACCCUCUGGAUAGGACAAUCCCACCAACCCCUACCCACUGGAGGACUUCCAGAAAACCAUGGUACUUACGAAAGGGUUUACACUUGUCCUUCUUGGUUCGAGUGAUGUUAUUCCACACAAGUCAGAAUAGGUCUGUCAGCUCAAUUGGUUGUCCUAGACAACUGCUUGCCUCAGAACCCAUCUUUAUAAGUAUAACAGACUGGCAGAUUUUGUUUCUAAAACGGCUGAAGGCACAAUUCAUUAUCCCUCUAUACUGCUCUGAAUUUCCAGCUUCAUCAUAGCUAGCUACUCUAUGACACAUUGGACCCCAGUUGUUGUUCUCCAAAAAAAAACACACAAAAAAGAAGCCUGCUCCAAAGCAGUUUCCCUCUGUUUAUGCAAACUGUUGAUUUCCUUUUGGGUAGUAAAGGAUACUUCAACUGAAACAGCCACCCACUCUCCCCCAUAUAUGAAAUGUUUCAUUCCCAUACAAGCCUUCCUGUUGCUAGCUUGAUGUUGAGCUCGUUAUGUCAAGGUGGAAAAGUGAGAGGUAAAGUCGUGUGUCUUUGCCCGUCUGAUAUGUAAGGUCAUACCACAACUGAGAGAAAAAUAGUGUUUAGGAUUGCCUGACUUGAUCACUUUCCAUUUCUUUGAGGGGAUUUUUUAAACCCAGCUUUUACCAAUCACUUCAGAAUAAUUGCACGUCAUGCCCUGCAUGAUGUGACGUAGUGGUUAACCCCAGUGCUCGACGUGGAUGUGUUGUAGAAAAACCUCCUCAGGGAUCGUUCCUCAUCAGGAGAAUUUGGUCUAGCACGUAAAAACUGCCAUUAGCCUAGUUGACUUCACUUUGCACAAUAGGCAAAGAACAGUUUCAAAAGGGCAAAAGGGCAAUUGUGAAUUAUUUAGGAAGAGUAAGUUAAGAGAGGAAAUGGAGGGAAAAUACAGUCUUAGAAAAAAAGGUGCUAUCCAGAACCUAAACGUUUUUUUUUUUGGGCUGUCCCCAAAGGAGAACCCUUUGAAGAACCCUUUUUGGUUCAAGGUAGAAACAUGUUGGGUUCCAUGUAGGACCCUUUCCACAGUGGGUUUUACAUGGAACCAAAGGGUUUUACGUGGAACCAAAAGGGUUCUCCCUGGGACCAAAAAUAGUUAUCUUAUGGGGAUAGCUGAAAAACCGUUUUGAAAAUUUUCUGGAGUGUAGCGUUUUCAGAAAGAGGUCAAGUGAAGCUGUAGCAUAUCUAGCCAGCCUUAGUUAAAUCAAACCUGCCACUUGAACAACCUUUUUAGAUGACGCAAACCCCUUAUGAUGUACUGAAGCACAGUAUUAAGUAUCAAUGCUUAAUGUAUUUUACAUUACCCUGUGAACUACUUUGAGUCCACAUUGUAUCAAAUCAAAUUUUAUUGGUCGCAUACACAUAUCUAGCAGAUGUUAUUGCGGGUUUAGCAAAAUACUUGUGUUCCUAGCUCCAACAGUGCAGCAAAAUCUAACAAUACACACACAUCUAAAAGUAAAAUAAUGGAAUUAAGAAAUUCUCAUAAUUUUUGCUGCAGUGUUGAGUUUUUCGUCUGUUAGAAAUAUUAUUUAUCUUUAUUUUCUCAAUCUAUUUUUGCGGCUUGCAUGGAGUACCAAUGACUUUGCCAAAGGAGUUUAGUAUAGCUUGUUUAGCUGUCUUAGGGAUCAUAUUUGUUAUGCACUCGCCAAAUUGUCAGAGGGCAAUUGCUCUUAAAGGUGCUGUGUCCUUUUUUAUGCUUCAGUUUGGCAUAAAGGGAUGCCAUCGUUGCAUAAUCUACACAUUUCUGUCACGUCGGUUCUGAGGUCCCCCACUAACAUUAGGGCCCGCCUCUUUUACAUUUUUGUACUUGUCUUGUUGCACAAAGCAGAAAACAUACAGGAAAAAAACACUGUUCUUAGUCUUGAAUGUAUAAGGCAAUAUUAUUUUCAAAUGUUUGCAAUUCAAUCCAAGGGAAGGUGCCAAAAUGGGGAAUUAUGUUCUGACUGACAAAGCCAGGGAAUAUUUGUUGAUGUGGUGACAAUAUAUUAUAGAAAUAGACCUAUGUUAUAGAAAUAGACCUAUGUUAUAGAAAUAGACCUAUUUUAUAGAAAUAGACCUAUGCAGGUGAUAUGUUGUUGUACAUAGUUUUAAAUGUCCUUGAAAAACUGCAUGGUACAUUAUAACUACAAUACAAAACAUAGAUAGAUAUAUAGAUAUAUAUUUUGAGGGUAAAGAUUUGAGUUUGAGGGGAAGAGGGAGGGGGGAAGACAGGUCUUAUUAUCAUAAGCACUUGAUUUAGAAAAGUGUGCCCCUCAGUAAAAAAUACCUCUGUUUAUGCUAUUCAUGCCUCUUUAGCGGAUAGAGGCGAAGUUAAUUCCCAGUUCUUCAGUGCCCCUGCAACUGUGGAAACAAUCAUUGAAUCCACUGAAGGAAUACAAUUGUUGGCCUAUCCGGAUCAACCCAUUUCCCCCUGUUUGUACUUACACAGUGUCACAACUUUUUUUCCCUCCCCAAUUUGGCCGACAAAUACCCUGGCCUUGAUUAACAAAUACCCUGGCCUUGAUUAACAAAUACCCUGGCCUUGACUAACAAAUACCCUGGCCUUGAUUAACAAAUACCCUGGCCUUGAUUAACAAAUACCCUGGCCUUGAUUAACAAAUACCCUGGCCUUGAUUGACAAAUACCCUGGCCUUGAUUAACAAAUACCCUGGCCUUGAUUGACAAAUACCCUGGCCUUGAUUGAGAAAUACCCUGGCCUUGAUUGACAAAUACCCUGGCCUUGAUUAACAAAUACCCUGGCCUUGAUUGACAAAUACCCUGGCCUUGAUUAACAAAUACCCUGGCCUUGAUUGACAAAUACCCUGGCCUUGAUUAACAAAUACCCUGGCCUUGAUUAACAAAUACCCUGGCCUUGAUUGACAAAUACCCUGGCCUUGGUUAACAAAUACCCUGGCCUUGAUUGACAAAUACCCUGGCCUUGAUUGACAAAUACACUGGCCUUGAUUGACAAAUACCUUGGCCUUGAUUAACAAAUACCUUGGCCUUGAUUGACAAAUACCCUGGCCUUGAUUAACAAAUACCCUGGCCUUGAUUGACAAAUACCCUGGCCUUGAUUGACAAAUACCCUGGCCUUGAUUGACAAAUACCCUGGCCUUGAUUGACAAAUACCCUGGCCUUGAUUGACAAAUACACUGGCCUUGAUUGACAAAUACCCUGGCCUCGAUUAACAAAUAUCCUGGCCUCGAUUGACAAAUACCCUGGCCUUGAUUGACAAAUACCCUGGCCUUGACUGACAAAUACCCUGGCCUUGAUUGACAAAUACCCUGGCCUUGAUUGACAAAUACCCUGGCCUUGAUUGACAAAUACCCUGGCCUUAAUUGACAAAUACCCUGGCCUUAAUUAACAAAUACCCUGGCCUUGAUUGACAAAUACCCUGGCCUUGAAUGACAAAUACCCUGGCCUUGAUUGACAAAUACCCUGGCCUUGAAUGACAAAUACCCUGGCCUUGAUUGACAAAUACCCUGGCCUUGAUUGACAAAUACCCUGGUCUUGAUUAACAAAUACCCUGGUCUUGAUUGACAAGUACCCUGGUCUUGAUUGACAAAUACCCUGGCCUUGAUUGACAAAUACCCUGGUCUUGAUUGACAAAUACCCCGGCCUUGAUUAACAAAUACCCUGGUCUUGAUUGACAAGUACCCUGGUCUUGAUUUACAAGUACAGCUGCUGUCCAUAAACGUGUCAAAAGCACCAUGAGGAAAAGAGAACUGUAAAGCUAUGUUCCAUUCCAUCUCGUUUAAUAGUGGAUGUCUUUUGCUUCUCUGUCUUUUUCUGCUCUGUCACACUGUGGCUUGGGUAAAAUCCUUAGCCCCAAACUACAUUGUUUGGUGGCCUGUUAAGGUAUUGAAUAAUCACCAACCAUGACAACUCAAUAAUGAAUCCUUUUAUUUUGGUAGAAUGCUGUGACUUAAAGUCCAUUUUGUGUUACACUUGUGGCCACUAGAAUUAUCUUCAACUCAAUCAAAAUAACCUUCAAAACUGCUGGCUCCUGCUAUUCAAUGUCUUUGCCUUUGCAAUGUCAAUGUUGCAGAAAUAUUAGCUCUGUGCUUUUGUUUUGUUUAACUAUAACAAAAUGAACAAAUCUCCCAUAUAAAAGUUUCCCUUUAUAGAUAUAUUUAUUUUGAAGUUCUAUUUUAUAUAGUAUUUAUUUAGAUGCCAACCUGUGUUUGUGAAGAAAGCUCAUGUCGAAAUGGAAUGUACAUUGACAUUGGAAAUAUAUAUUGUUAAAUAUAAA